UCCUGUUAGCAACCAGGCCUUGUGUGACAACGGUUCCUAGGCAGAAUUUGUUGAUGUGCUCGCGGUACACGCAGUUACACAACGUAUCCAAGUAUUUAUCAUUUUCAUUUUGCUAAAGUCAAAUAAAAAACGACAUUCUGCGGCAGAGAACUAACGUUAUACUCCGAUAAUCAGCUCGACAAUUAGCUAGUUGAAAAAAAAAAACUCAUUUUCCAAGCAUCUUAAACUGAUGAGUUUUUUUUUUCUUCUUAGCUUUGAAACCCACAAACCCUUCAAGAUGAGCGAACAGCUCAAAUUUAUCGUUGAACAGCUAAACAGGGAGCCUUUAAAGAAAAACUUCAAUGUCAUUACAUUCGACUCUCUGCAGACUUUAAAUGAUGCUCUGGCUGAAACUGAUCCAAAGCAAGCCAUUGAUAUACGUGAGGAAAUGCCUGAGCAGACAGCUAAGAGAAUGUUUACUUUGGGGAUGCUGAAAUAUAAACCUCCUGGAGGAAUGUCUGAAGUAAGCAGUUUUCGUCAGGGUUUGGUGACAGGCAGUAAGUCUGUGGUGCACCCAGUCUUGGGCUGGCUGUUACAGAGGAUCGAGCUGAAAAAGAGAGCGUACCUGGCCAGAUUCCUCGUCAAACUAGAGAUGCCUGCUGAUGUUCUCCAAGAUGAUAUAAUUGCUGAGACCUACCACCAGUAUGAGGAGCUGGUGGAGGGAUUCAAGAACAUCCACAAAGAGUGUGAACAGCUGAAGAGCUCAGGUUUCUCCACCGCUGAGAUUCGACGGGACAUUGUUGCAAUGGAGGAGGAGGAGGACCAACUCAUAAAAAGGGUGGAGUGGCUUAAAAAGAGGGUGGAGGCAGUGUCAAACCACCAACGCAUGCUGGAACUGGCCAGACAGCUAAGAGUGGAAAAAGAAAGAAAAGAAUCUCUUGCUCAUCAGAAACAGGAGCAGAAAAACCAGCUCUUCCAGGCAGAGCAGAGACUGCAGAGAUGUCAGAUCCAGCUCAGAUUGCAGCAGGCUGGUGCAGAUGAAAAGCCAGAGAGCCUCAUGAAGAGACUCGAAGAGGACAUCAAGUUCAACUCCUACGUGGUGUCUGCAAAGCUGCCUUAAGAGCUGGAGAACAUGAGAAAGGUGGUGCAGUACUUACAGAAGGUGGCGUCUGAGCCUGCUAUGGGCCAAGCAGAACUGAGGGAGCUGGAGGACAAGAUCAGAGAAACCAACACAGAGAUCAACCGACUGAUUGAGAAGAGGAUGAUGCGUAAUGACCCAAUGGAUGAUAAACUCUCUUUGUUCAGACAGCAGGCUGCUAUUAUAGGCCGAAAGAAGGAGGCCAAGGUGGAGGAGUUGCAGGAGGCCCGUGAGGAGUUGGCGGCUGUGGAGAGAGAACUGAACAUGAAGAGCAGUCAGGCACGAGAGCGGGGCGGAGUGGAGCUGAUCCGUGGAGAUGAGUUUAAGCAUUAUGUGGCCAAGAUGCGUGGCAAGAGCAGCACUUAUAAGAAGAAACGUCAGGAGAUCGCUGAGCUGAAGGUGGAGUACGGUGUUCUACAGAGGACUGAAGAGAUCCUGAGAGAACGACACACAGCUGGACAACAGCAGCUGCAAUCUCUGGAGGCUCAGCAGGGGAUCUCGGGCUACAGUGAUACUCAGGAAGAGCUGGAGAGAGUCUCUGCUAUCAAAAGCGAGCUGGACGAGAUGAAGGGAUGAACGCUGGGCGACAUGUCUGAAAUGGUAAAGAAGCUGAAUUCAGUGAUAGCACAGAAGAAGUCUGCUCUGUCUCCUCUGAUAAAGGACCUGAGAGCUCUGAGACAGGAUCAUGCAGAGCUCGCUCCAUAGUAUGAGCAAAAAAAGGCUCAGUAUGACACCUGUGCUGUAGGACUGGAGAGCAACAGGUCCAAGCUGGAACAGGAAGAAAGCCGAUAUCAUCACAUUAACUGCAUGAGAGAGAUUAUUGAGAGUCAAAUGCAGAGAGCGGCAGAUCAGAGUAAGAUCAAUCAGUCAAUGGACUUACAGGUGCGGAGGACAGCUCUCAGAGAGAAAUACAUUGCGAACACAGCAGAGCAGGAGUCCUUGGGCAAGGUUCUACGUCAGCAGGUGAAGCAGGUGCGAGAGAACCAGGAGCCCAAUAUGAGACAGAUGAAGAUGUGGAAGGACCUGGAGAUGCUGUUGGAGUGCAAGAAGCAGUGCUACCUCAAGGCUCAGAGUCAGGCGCCUAUUGGGCACGUCAUCCAGGAUGUUGGCAAGGAUAUGCUGGUUCUGUGAUGCCCGCGUGAAAGUUGACUUUCUGGUCAUUAAUAUAUGAAUUACAUAAACCAUUGCAUACAUUAUUGUAUAUGUACAAGUGUAUGUAUAUUCAUUUGUAUGUUAAAGGAAUAGUUGAAACAAAAAUGAAAAUAUGCUGAAAAAUUACUCACCAAGCUAUUCAAGAAGUAAAUGAGUUUGUUUCUUCAUCUGAACAGAUUCAGAGAAAAUUAGCAUAACAUCUUAUCUCAUAACUUGAUCACCAGUGGAUCCUCUGCGGUAAAUGGGUGCAAAAAAGUAAUAUGGCCAAACCUACCGCAUAUAGUCACUCUUUAGUGUAGAGGUAUGUUGAUUUUAUCAGACGAUAUCGCUCUUAUAAAUCAGGAUUUAAGGAGUAAAGUGAGAGCGACUCCUGGAUAGCAAUAAAAUUAAAAUGUAUUUAUAUUUGUUUUAUGUAUGACAACAGAAAAAAUGUGAACGGCUUUUUUGGCCAUUCAGUUGUAUACAGUAUGUGAAAGUUCAGAGAGUAGAACAGAUCCGAAGUGCUGAACGCAAACCCGAUGUCAUAAAUAUGCUAAUUAAUUUGACGUCAUCUGCCGCCACAAGUCUCACAAAAUCCUGUGGGAAACAGUGCCUCACAGCCGUAUCAGGCAAUGACUUUGCAGGCAGCGUUUUUGCAUGAAGGCACCUCAUGAAACUGAUUUUGGACAGGCUUCUGAGGCAGAGUAAUGGUUAAAAUGAUCUAUAGCAAAAUAUAGAGAGUUUUGGUAAUAACUAAGUGGAUAUUUCAUUACUGCAAUAUUAAUUUCUUGCUAGAAAUUACAUAAAAAGUGGAAAACGUUGAUCAAAAACAUACAUUUAAUCACAAACUGACCACCGGCCGCAACU
This is a messenger RNA of Cyprinus carpio (common carp), 3115 nucleotides long. RefSeq names its product intraflagellar transport 81 homolog (gene ift81). Gene Ontology annotation, biological process: intraciliary transport; cilium assembly. The record is from RefSeq and is a predicted model, not a curated record. Gene Ontology annotation, cellular component: centrosome; cilium; intraciliary transport particle B. Lineage: Eukaryota; Metazoa; Chordata; Actinopteri; Cypriniformes; Cyprinidae. The transcript has 18 exons. Gene Ontology annotation, molecular function: tubulin binding.